Molecule: messenger RNA, 846 nt
Organism: Laccaria bicolor S238N-H82
Lineage: Eukaryota; Fungi; Basidiomycota; Agaricomycetes; Agaricales; Hydnangiaceae
Exons: 3
Coding region: 1-846 (281 amino acids)
Source: RefSeq, a predicted model, not a curated record
AUGGACACGUUCUUGCUCAUCUCAAGAUAUCCACCCUAUCGAGCAUGCGUCCGCUCAAACCAUCCUUUGCGGAUCCUAACCAUUGUUUGUAUCUUUCCCGACUAUGACGACUUUCCAGCGGAGGGUGAAUUGUUUCUAUCGCGAAUCUUACGUCCAUGGACUCAUGCGCCUGACAAGAUGCAACCUUUGGAUUACUCUAUAGACCGACCCGGGAAUCACUUGGAGAAUACUCGGAAACUUCCUCAGCUGCCAGAGAAUGACUCUUUGACAUGUCGGGGUGUCAAAUCUCGUUUGCGAUCGGACGCUGGGAGCUGUGAGGAUGUGGAUGGAUGUGGAUGGAUGUGGAUUUGGCGUAGUGGUACUCGAGGAGGGAGAUGGCUCAGACUAGUGGUCAGCUCUCGACAUGUGCCAGGGAAGUUCUCCAAGCGCUGGUUCCCGCCUGCCGUCGGCGAGUUAUCAAGAAACGUUGAUGAAUGGGCGACUCGGUCAUGCUGCUUAUCGAGCAAAGAUGUGGAAGUAAACGAUCUUGAUGUCCAACAGGUUGAAGAGCACCUUCAGAUGCAUGUGAUGGCCAAGUCCUGCUCAAGGCCUCAUCUCCACGCCACCACUUUGGAAACACACGGUUUCUUCUUCUGCCCCACCAAAUCAUCAACUCGUCUUCGUCCUGGCCUUGAUUUGUUUUCCCGUCACAAUCAAGACUUCUUCAAACACAACCAGCACCCGCAACUGCAACAUCAUAGCCAGAUUCAGUCCGGAAGAUCCACUACGUCCGAAGAGCCAUGCUCAGAGCAGACGUUUGAUUUGGUUCCCAUACUACAGCUGGCACUCGGCCCUUCCUCUAAAUAG